AUGUCAGGGACACACAACAAUCGUGCACAGGGUGAUCCGUCAGGGAAAGACACAUCUAUGGCCGCAGUCAUGUGUAGCGCUACAUCGGAAGCAGAACCGUCCGCAGAAGGGUCCUCUGAACUCCCUGAGGACGAUAUCAUCGAAAGCCAAGUUUGCGAUGCGGACGCACUCGACGCACUUUCGUACUCGAUUGUGCAGGAAUGGAAGCAGGAAAGUCAGUUGUCGUCACUCGAGACGACUCUGGAUCUCCUCCGCGAAGCGCGCAAUUCUCAGUCUACAGAUAAGGAUGAUAUCCCUUAUCGAGAUUCAACGAAGGACUUUGCCCUCGUCUUGGUCGUCAAAUAUGUUUGGACGGGACAUGACGCGGCUUUGAAUGGUGCUGUGAAAGUCAUCACAGAUGCCCUGGAGUCGGAGACUGGCUGUCACGAAAGCGAUGUCGCACAGGAGAGGCGGACAGAGGCAAAUGUCAAGCGAUUGACGUCGAUGUAUCUCUUUGCAAACGCUCUUCUCUUGCACAACCUUCACACACGACAAGCUCGGUCUUUGGACGAAGCGAUUUCAGUCGCUCAGGAAGGACUGCGCCUCCAGGCACCAUCUCAUCGCAUCCAUUCACACCUGCUAGGGAUACUUUCGGCUGCUCUCGUGAUCAAGUACAUCUUGGAGGGUCGCGCCCAUGACGUUGCCGAAGCACUCCGUACCAGCGCUCAACGGUCUGCAAUGCAAGCAGAGGCGCGGGAAUCGUUCGAGCGAGGUCAGACCGUCUAUCAUGAGGUACUCGACCGGCCGGCUGAAUGGCGCUGUGAUUUUUUCGAGGAGACAGGCCGCGAAUUCGACCUCGAGGAGUGCAUAGCUCUCCAUGAAGAGCACCUGUUGUUUUUCCCUGCCACGCAUCGUAGUCGCCCGAAAUUGCUGGCCGACUUGGCCAGUGCUCUUUCGAUGCGAUCCGAGAAGAAGGGGCAGAGGGGUGACAUGGAAAGGACAGUCAAACUUUGCAGGGAAGCCCUUAGGCUUGUUCCCGCUCCACAUCCCAUCCGCCUAAUGGUGCUAAGUAACUUGGUGAAUGCGCUCUGGGGUCGAUUCGAGCAGGAAGGUGAAUUGGACGACCUUGGAGAGGCCAUCUCGCUUCUCAGGGAGGCCCUUGUCCUCUGUGCUGCGCCGCAUGCCGCCUAUCCCAUGCUCUUGAACAACCUUGUGGAUGCCGUUUCAGUUCGUUUCGAAAAGAACAGGAAAUUGGACGACCUGGAAGAGGCAAUCUUGCUCCGCCGGGACACUCUCACGCUCCGUCCCGCUCCUGAUCCUGGGCGCUGCGACUUUUUGAACAGGCUGGCGAAAUUGCUGAUGACGAGAGUUGAGCAGUAUCGCCGGCUGGUUGAUUUGGAAGAGGCGAUCUCGCUUGUCAGGGAGGCCGCCAUGCUGUGUCCUGCAUCGCAUUCGGACCAUCCGAAACUUUUGGACAAUCUUGCAAAUAUGCUCUCCGAGCGUUAUGAGCAUGGCGGUCGAGCGGAGGACCUCGAUGAAGCAAUUGAGCUUCACCGACGUGCUUUGGCGCUCUUUCCUGCUCCACAUCCUUCCCGUGCGAUAUCGUUGAGCAACCUAGCGGGUUCGCUUCAGAAUCGAUUCGAGCAAAGAUGUCAACUGGCCGACCUCGAAGAGGCAAUCUUGCCGCUCAGAGAAGCUCUCAUGCUGUGUCCCUUCCCACAACCGAACCAUUCGAACCUAUUGAACAAUCUGGGGACUGCGCUUUCAAAACAAUUCGAGGAGAGAGGCCAGAUCGAUGACCUUGAAGAGGCGAUCGUUCUCUACAGGAAAGCUCUCUUGCUCCAUCCUGCUCCCCAUCCCACUCGUCCGAAGUCCUUGAACAGUCUAGCGAAUGCACUCAUGACAAGAUUUGAGCAGAAAGCAGAUCUGGAUGAUGCCGCCGAAGCGGUCUUGCUUAUGCGGGAAGCGCUUACGCUCUCUCCCGCACCACAUUCCGAUCACUCGAUGUCACUGCACAACCUGGCAAAUGUACUCAUCAGAAGGUUCGAAAAAAAAGGCCAAAUCGCUGAUCUCCAAGAGGCAACCGUACUCUACCGCAAAGCCCUUGCACUCCAUUCUGCUUCACACUCCGGUCGUCCCAAGUCGCUGAGCAAUCUGGCAGCAACGCUGCACAUCCUCUUCAAGGAGGAAAGUCAGCUGGAUGUCCUCGAGGAGUCGAUUCUCCUCGUUCGGGAGGCGCUUGUGUCCCGACCCGCCACACAUGCCGAUCGUCCGAUGCUGUUGAACAGCCUAGCGCUUGUUCUGUCGAGUAGAUUUGCCCAGAAAGGUCAUCAGCGUGACCUUGGAGAGGCCUUCUCACUGCAUCGCGAUGCUCUACUGCUACGUCCUGCUCCGCAUUACAAGCGCCCUGCGUCAUUGAGCAAUCUGGCGAGUGUGCUGUUGGAGCGGUUCGAACAGGAAGGUCGGCCAGAUGAUCUCGCAGAGGCAAUAUCACUUGGCCGAGAAGCUAUCGCACUCUGUCCUGCUCCACAUCGCAAUCGUGUGAAGGCUCUAAACAAUGUGGGGAAUGCGCUGCUGAGUAGGUUCAGACAAGGAGGUCAGGUGGAAGACAUCGACGAGGCGGUCUCACUCCUUCGAGAAGCUCAUCUACUCUCUCCUUCUUCACAUAACGACUAUACGAUCUCGUUAAACAACCUGGCGAAUGCACUGUGCAGACGAUUCGCGUACAAAGGCGCACCCAAUGACCUCGAAGAGGCGGUCUUGCUUCUGCGAGAAGUCCUUGUGCUUCAUCCUGCCCCGCACCUGGAUCAUCCAAAGUCAUUAAGUAACCUGGCCGAUGCACUUCAGAGCCGCUACAGUCAGGGGGGUCAGUUGGAUGACCUCGAAGAGGCAAUCUUACUUCUGCGGGAAGCCUACACGUUCCUUCCCACCCCACACGCCGGGCAAUCGAAGUCGUUGAGCAACAUGGCCAUCGCCCUCCAUAGUCGAUUCGAGAGGAAAGGCCAGAUCGAUGACCUCGAAGAAGCUAUUUCACUUGAACGAGAAUCCCUUGCUCUUCGUGCUGCUCCACAUCCCAACCGUUGGACAUCGUUGAACACUCUGGCAACAGCGCUACGAAGCCGAUUCAAGCAGCAAGGCAAACUAGAUGAUGUCGAGGAAGCAGUCCUGCAUCUGCGGGAAGCCCUCGCACUUUGUCCUGCACCACAUCUCAGCCGUUCGAACCUGGUGUAUAACCUUGCAAUCACACUCUCAAGCAGAUUCAGGCAGAAAGGUCGGAAGGACGACCUCGAAGAGGCAAUUUUACUCCUACGCGAAGGACUUCUGCUCUGUCCCGCUUCUCAUCCAUUCCGGAGCCAUUAUCAAUCGUGGCUCGCUCUUUGUCUUUGGAAACAAUACAAACUGAGCGCCGACACAGCCUUACUCGAAGAAGCCAUGCUCUCAUUUCGUACCGCAGUUGCGUGUGACUCGUCUGUCCUCGAUUCCUCGAAAGCAGCUCAAGUGUGGGCAAGAUGCGCAGAUGAAUCCGAUCAGGAGUUUGCCUUGGAAGCCUGGAUCCAUGCCGUUGAACUUCUCCCUCGUUUGGCGAUGAUGGCUUCGUACAUGAAGUCCCGUCAUCAGCUAUUGGCCAACCACUUGGGGGAUCGUCUGAUCGCGAGUAGCGCUGCCACUUGCGCCAUCCGUUUAGGUCGAUACGAUCAGGCUGUCGAGAUGCUGGAAGAAGGCAGAUCUAUAUUUUGGUCACAGGCUCUGCAGCUUCGGACCUGCUUUGAUGGCCUCUGGAUGGUCAACCCCGAACUAGGGGGAACGCUGCAGGAUGCCUCCCGUGCUCUCGAGCAGAGUUCAUUCCAUAAGACUUCCAGUGUCGGUGCUGUUUAUGAUCCGUCUACAGCGAUGACAGCGGAGGCUCAGGCGGCACGAUUUCGUCAACUGCACGACAAAUGGUCGGCAACGCUAAAAGAAGUUCGGGAUUUGGAAGGCUUCCAAGAUUUUCUGCGUCCUAGAAAAUUAGCAUCGCUGAGGGAGGCUGCGGCUCAUGGUCCCAUUGUUCUCAAUGCCACCGAGUCUCUCUGUGAUGCGCUGAUCAUCACCUUAACUGGUGUAGAGCGCGUCUCCCUGUCCUCAAUGAUGACUGGUCGCGAUGCUCAACUUCUCACCAACUCUCUACUCGAUGCCGUCUUCAAUAAUCUCACACAUGCAAAUCAAGUUUCCCUGCAGUCCUUGCUUCAAAAAGUUGUAGCCGGUGAUUCAGUGCCUUGGUCUCGAGAUUCGUUUCAGGUGAUGGUAGCGAUACAACCUGAGCCCAGUGAUCUUCGAUACUCCCAGCUGCCUAACACGCGCGAGGAAUUGAAGCAAAUCGCCAAACAUGUACCAGCCUCCUUUCUCAUCAAGCUCGGCGACCGCGACUCCCCGUCUUCGAAUGUGGAAGCCGUCCUUUCCCGUCUUCCUCACGAGGUCUCCAAAAUCAUGGAGCAGUCUCUCCCAGAUGCAUCCCUAGCUUUUCUCAGCGCAUGCGAGACUGCAGUGGGGGACGUGCGAUUACCCGAUGAAGCCUUUCACCUAGCGGCGACGAUGUUAUUCUGCGGGUUCCGCAGGGUGGUUGCGACUAUGUGGUCAAUCUACGACGAAGAUGAUCCCAAGAUCGCGGACGAGUUUUAUGGACAUCUUUUCCAUGGGCGGCCCUCUUUGGCGAGCGCCUGGGAGCCCUUCUACUCCAGCUCUCCUGCCUUCUCUGCACACUCCACCGCCUCCGUCCUCUCUCUCCAAGGCAAGGCUCCGCUCCCUGGCCACCCGAAGACUCUGCGCGACCUCUCGGGCGUGGCCGAGCUCCUCACCCUCCCCGCCUCCUUCGGCGCCAUCCAGCUCGGCGAGACGUUCUCGGGCGCGCUCGCGGUGAACAAUGAAGCCGUGGGCGCCGUCGGCAGCGUGCUGCUGCGCGUCGAGAUGCAGACCGCGACGAGCAAGGUCCUCCUUGCCGAGCUCGGCGGCCCGACGUUUGUCCUCGCCGCGGGCGACACUCUCGAGACCGUUGUGCAGCACGAGAUCAAGGAGCUCGGCCAGCACGUCCUCGCGUGUACCGUCACAUACCAGCUCCCACCUGGUGCCCGCCCACCUGCAGCUACGUCCUCAGAGGGUGCAGUGGAUCGCGAUCCGAGUGUGCAGACGUUUCGUAAAUUCUACAAGUUUGUGGUCACGAAUCCGCUGUCGGUCAAGACGAAGGUUCACGUGCCGCGCUCGCCGUCCGCCCUGCUGUCGCGCAAUGAGCGCGAGAAGGUGUUCCUCGAAGUUCAUAUACAAAACCUAACUCAAGAACCUAUGUGGUUUGAGCGCAUGCUCUUCGAGCCCGCGCAGGGGUGGCGAGUGGACGAUGCCAAUGUCUUUGCUGCAGGCGCAUUGGACGCCGACGCUAUGUCUGUAGGCGGGGAGAGUUUGUUCUCCGGACCGACAGGAAUGAUGCAGCCUCAAGACGCGAGGCAGUACUUGUGCAUCCUCAGCGCCACUGUCUUACCGACUUUUGCUGUACAGCAUUCACCAGGGCAGGUGAUCCCCCUCGGGCGACUUGAUAUUACAUGGAGAUCGUCGUUUGGCGAGCCAGGGCGGCUGCUGACGUCGAUGCUCUCUCGACGUAUUCCUCUUUCCCCUACCACUCAGCCACCACGCCAACCUCCAUCGGCCCUUCCCCUGCAUCUCCAACGCUCCGCCACUGUCCAGACCCCAUCACAGGGCUCACGACCCCCUUCGCGGGCGAGCACGCCGCCGAUCGGUCCUGCAUCAUACCGUCCAAGUUCACCAUUCAAGAAUCGCCCCAUGUCCAUCCCUCCAAGAACCCAGAGCCCCGUCACUUUUGGGUCUGCGGGGCAGGCAAUGGCGUCGGGGCAGGGGCUGACAAUGGCGACGAUCCCGAUGCUUGAUGCUGUUGACGUCGAUCUCGUCGUUCGAGCCAUACCCCGCGAUCCUCUCUUGAUCGAGACUCCUUUCAGCGUGGCGUUCACGCUCGCCGUUUCGGCGACGAUGGUGCGCGCGCGGGGUCGAGACCGCGUGCUCUCGAUUGCCGUGCAGCAUGUCCAACCGACGCAGAUACGCCCAUCACAACAACCGUCUGCUCCUGCUGUUGAAUCUGUCGAUCAGCGCGCGUCAGUGAAGCCCAUCGGGCUUGCGCCGCCUUCUGUGACCUCGACGCCGCUGAGCAGGGUGAUGGACGAUCGCACGCUCGUGGGCUCGCCGCAGCAGCAGUACCUGACGCACGGAGAGGACGAACGCUCUGGAGACGGCGUGCCACUUCUGCCGAGCCCUGUGCCGGAACCUAAAGACGCAGAGAAAUACGCCAAACCGAGCGCUGGGGGAGCGAGAUACCUUGGCGCGUCGGCGCUCUUCCUCCCGCCCGUCCGCCUGUCUCCCUCGGGCGAGGAGCCGCAAGGGAGUGUCGAGAGCGACGACGACUCUUCGGCCUCGCACGAUGUCAAGCUUCCGGCGGCGAAGGUGGAAGCCUCUUGGGAUUUCGAGCUGUCAUAUCUGCCGGUGAGAGCGGGUUUCUCGACUGUCGGUGGGCUGAGGGUGUUGUUGGUGGAGGAUCGGUGGGAGGACGGGGACGAAGAGAAGGCCCUUGUCGAGGGGCGGCGACCGGCACCCGCGCGGGUGUUGAAGGAGUGGGAUGUCGUGGACCGCUCGACAAUUCAGCCUCACCACUUCUCCAAACCACUGAGACAGGAAGUCAUGCUUGCUUAUGGCGAGGGGUGCUGCGAGAUGAUUGUGUAGAUAACACUGCAUUUUGGCUGAUGCUUUGACUGGCAUGCCUGGCAUGACUGACAUGUGCACAAAAGAAAUUGAGUGUGCUGUCAGACAUGUAUAUAGAACACAUGACUGCUCUGGCAGGUAUGCUCUUGGUAUGUUGAUUUAUUCGCCCUCUUAGUGAUCCCUGCUAGAGAAUAUAUGUGCUGCUGAAUAGUGAAGCACAUACAGCCUCUAGCAGGGAUCAGGUAUUGAGAAUAAAGAAUGAUUCAACACACCAAGAUCAUCUAGCCAAAGCAGGCCAAGAUCCUGUUGAUAUUAGACAGACACAUUACCUUUCAAGAGAAUCACGAAGCUUUGCAAAUUUUACAC
This is a messenger RNA of Heterobasidion irregulare TC 32-1, 7077 nucleotides long. RefSeq lists its product as uncharacterized. The record is from RefSeq and is a predicted model, not a curated record. NCBI's taxonomy places the organism in Eukaryota, Fungi, Basidiomycota, Agaricomycetes, Russulales, Bondarzewiaceae. Gene Ontology annotation, cellular component: TRAPPIII protein complex. Gene Ontology annotation, molecular function: protein binding. Bases 1 to 6732 code for a protein of 2243 amino acids. The transcript has 13 exons.